AUGGAUCUCCUGGGAGCAGGGACCCUCCUCCUGGCCGCCUGCCUGGCCGGCCUCCUGGCCCUCUCCUCCUGGCAGCGAAUGCGCAGAAGGGGCAAGAUGCCCCCUGGGCCCAGACCCCUCCCCCUGAUUGGGAACCUGCUCUGGAUAGACCGAAACAACCUGCCCAAGUCACUCAUCAAGCUGAGCGAAAAGUACGGGCCGCUCUACACACUCCAGCUGGGCCCCCGGCGCAUCGUGGUGCUGUGCGGCUACGAGGCCAUUAAGGAAGCCCUGGUGGACCUGGGGAACAAGUUCCGGGACCGGGGACAGCAGGCCAGUUUUGACUGGAUCUUCCAGGGCCACGGAGUUGCCUUCAGCAACGGGGAAAAACCCAUCCACCUGCGACGGUUCUCCAUCACGACCCUGCGCAAUUUCGGGGUGGGCAAGAGGUCCAUCGAAGAGCGGAUCCUGGAGGAAGCCCACUUCCUGCUGGAAGCCCUGAGGGGCACAAAAGGGGCCCCCUUUGACCCCACCUACUUCCUGAGCCGCUCCGUGUCUAACGUCAUCAGCUCCAUUGCCUUUGGCAGCCGCUUUGACUACGAAGACCAAGAGUUCCUCUCUUUGCUGACCGCAGUGAAUGAAAUCUUUCGCUUCAGCUCCUCCGCCCGAGGACAGCUCUUGGACAUCUUCUUUGAAAUUGUGCAACGCAUCCCUGGCUCACAUCAAAUGGCUUUCAAGAGGUUUUGUGAGCUGAAGGAAUUUGUGGCCAAGAAGGCAAAAGCCCACCAGGAGACCCUGGACCCCAACUCCCCACGGGAUUUCAUUGACUGCUUCCUGGUGAAAAUGCAGCAGGAAGAAAACAACCCCAACUCUUUCUUCUCCAUGGAGGAACUGGUGGCAACCACGCUUAACAUCUUCUUUGGUGGGACGGAAACGGUCAGCACAACUUUGCGUUAUGGGUUCCUGAUGCUGCUGAAGUACCCAGAGGUGGAAGAGAAGAUCCACGAGGAGAUUGACCGUGUCAUUGGAGUCAAUCGGACUCCCAGCAUGGAGGACAGGCUGCGGAUGCCCUACACGGAAGCCGUGAUUCAUGAGAUGCAGAGAUUUGGGGACAUUCUCCCCAUGGCACUGCCACGGCGUGUCACCCAAGAUGUCCAGUUUAGAGGGUACACAAUUCCCAAGGGGACCGAGGUUUUCCCCAUGUUGGGAACAGCGAUGAGAGACCCCAAACAUUUUGCAAGACCGGAGAAGUUUGACCCCCAACACUUCCUGGAUGAAAAGGGGCAGUUCAAGAGGAAAGAGGCAUUCAUACCCUUCUCCACUGGAAAGCGCUACUGCUUCGGAGAACAUCUGGCGCGUGCUGAGCUCUUCCUCUUCCUCACCAGCAUCCUGCAGCACUUCCACUUCAAGUCAGCUAUGCCCCCUGAAGACAUCGACCUCUCCCCAAUGUUGGUGGGGUUUGGCACGAUCCCAAAGGCCUAUGAGUUCUCUGUCAUCCCCCGCUGAGCGAGGGGCCCUCUGGCGCCUUUGCCACAUCUGCCCCUGUGCCCACUAAGGACAUGGCUCUCUUGCGGAGGGCACCGCAGCUGCCUCUCCAUCUCCAGAGAGCCUGGCACCUACGGGCACCCCCUCCCCUGCGUUGGGUUCCGCCUCCUGCUCCUCUCCCCAGCGUCUGUGCCCUUUCCUGCAGCAGCUCCAGGCAGGCCGGCUUCGGGGGGGGCAUGGAAUAUAGCUGGUGUUCAGGUCUCCCCCUCCUCAGACAGUCUCUGUCCUCUGAAGUUGCCAACUCAGGCGAGUUUCCAUUUUGCAUCAAUAUCCUCCGUCUGUUGAUUUUUCCAUAUUGAAAUAAACAGUUUUCC
Molecule: messenger RNA, 1838 nt
Organism: Pseudonaja textilis
Lineage: Eukaryota; Metazoa; Chordata; Lepidosauria; Squamata; Elapidae
Product: cytochrome P450 2A13-like
Biological process (GO): epoxygenase P450 pathway; xenobiotic metabolic process
Cellular component (GO): intracellular membrane-bounded organelle; cytoplasm
Molecular function (GO): arachidonate epoxygenase activity; iron ion binding; oxidoreductase activity, acting on paired donors, with incorporation or reduction of molecular oxygen, reduced flavin or flavoprotein as one donor, and incorporation of one atom of oxygen
Source: RefSeq, a predicted model, not a curated record